Molecule: messenger RNA, 1307 nt
Organism: Trichomycterus rosablanca
Lineage: Eukaryota; Metazoa; Chordata; Actinopteri; Siluriformes; Trichomycteridae
Product: fucosyltransferase 7
Exons: 1
Coding region: 55-1032 (325 amino acids)
Cellular component (GO): membrane
Molecular function (GO): alpha-(1->3)-fucosyltransferase activity
Source: RefSeq, a predicted model, not a curated record
GUUUUAGCACAUAAACUUCCACCUGCCCUGUUUCUCCUCAUUGUUAUCUGGUUUAUGCUACAUUUGCUAAUCUUCAGGCAGUUAAGUAGUGCCCCUGUCUAUCUUCGUCCCCAGAAUUUGUCUAUAUUGGUAUGGCACUGGCCCUUUGGAAUAUCCUAUAAUCUGGAGGGAGAUAUUUGUUGGAGCAGAUUUGGCAUCCCUGGCUGCUUCCUUAAUGACAACCGAUCUCUGUUCUCACAGUCUGAUGUUGUGGUCUUCCACCACCAUGAACUUUGGACCGGACACUCCAAUGUGCCUUUGCAUCUGCCCCGUCCACCAAAUCAGAAGUGGCUUUGGUUAUCACUGGAGCCUCCAAUAAAGAACCGCAAUCAGAGUGCUUACAAUGGCUUAUUCAACUGGACAAUGAGCUAUCGCCGGGAUGCAGACAUCUUCAUGCCUUAUGGCAAACUCAUCCCAAAGAAGACAAACAAGACGUUCCUUAUACCACAGAAACAAAAGUGUCUAGUUUCCUGGGUGGUCAGCAACUACAAGCAAGACUAUAUCAGGUCUAAGAUAUUCCAACAACUCAAGCAGUACAUUCCGGCUGAGCUAAUUGAAGUGUAUGGUAACUGGAACAAAAGACCUCUUUCAGCCAAGAAACUUCUCCCCACGAUAUCUAGGUGCUACUUUUACCUGGCCUUUGAGAAUUCUGCAUACCAAGACUACAUUACAGAGAAGCUCUGGCGCAACUCACUGCAAGCAGGAAGUGUUCCGUUGGUCUAUGGAACCUCAAGAGCAAACUAUGAGCGGCUGGUUCCCCCCGAUUCAUUCAUCCAUGUGAAUGACUUUAGUAGCAUUAAGGACCUUGCAGCUUUUCUAAUGCAAGUGGCAUCUAAUAAAAGCCAUUAUGAAUUCUACUUUAAAUGGCAUCACAGCUAUGAAGUUAAAACUUACACUGACUGGAGGGAGAGAUUCUGUAGUAUUUGCAUAUAUUACAACCAGCUUCCUAUGCACAAAGUCUAUCAUGACCUUUACAGCUGGGGAAACAAGUAGGUAGUGGUAGCAGGUGGUGGGGGUAUCACAUAGGAUUCUGAAGACCUGGUUGAGAACCUCUCCACUAUUCAGGGUCUGUAUCCUAAAUGACAAGACUGUAGGAGUAUAGCUGCACUAAAUUAACCCUGGAUGUAAGUGAGAUGCCAUGCAAUAACCCUGUCCAGUAUGUAUUUACUUUUGUGCUCAGUUUUAAGUCUAAGUAGAAUCUGGACCCUCUACAGCCCUGAUCAAUUUAAAGCAGUUAUUAAAGAUGAAAUAACAAAAAAAGACAUUUA